CCGACCAGUUGGGUUCGAAGCGUUGGACACCAUUUCCCGGCGCGAGAGGACGGCCUGCUUCGCCCCGGUUCGGGAAUAUUCGGGAAUACUGGCUCUCGGCCGGGCGAUGAUGGUGAUGAUGUACUAGACUGGCGGAGUCGAGCGGUUUCAGGGAGGUGCCCCACUGGUGUCCAGCGCGUUCCCGGGCCGUGGCCGUGGGGCUCCGCGUCGCCAAGCUACACACAGGGUUUCUUGUGGAAGUAUGUGAUGACCCACGCGAGGCAGAAGGAUACUCUGAACCAGUAUCAAACUGAAGGCAGGGAUCAGCUUGGGGACAGGCUGCAUGGUGAGACAAUGGGUGGAGCCUGGCCAGAGUGCCCACUGCGAACCAGCAGAACCAGGCAGGGUGUGGCCAAGAGGGGUGGAACCAAGGAGAUCAGGGAGCUGUGUUUAGAGAAAGACCGGAAGCUGUACCCACUCAGGGGGAGGAUGGGAGUAUCAGAGGUUGGAACCCGCAACUGCCAUGUGUUGCUCACCCGUCUGGAGGCAAGUGGGGUGCAGAGUGAUGAGGAGCAGGAAAAGGGCCUUGGUGUACUGUCUAGCAGCACUGAGGAGCUCAAGUGCCGGCUAGGAUCAAGAAGGACCAGGCAGCGUAACUGCAACAAGAGCACCCAACAGGCUUGCAACACAACAUUGGACCCAAAUGCUAAGUCCAAAUUGGAGAAUCCAUUUCCGUGCCCCCCAGGCAUGGAGCCUAGAAAACGUAGGGUAGCGUCACUCAAUGCAGAGGCAGUCAACAGCCUGCUUUUAGAGAGAGAAGACCCCCAGCAGGCCACUAGGCACGCCAAGAAGCUGCAGCACCCAAAUGGGCAGUACACAUUGUCUGGUGAAGCUGCUAAGGAUCCAGCAGGGUUGAGGAAGAUACAGGACUCCCAGAAGUGCUCAGAGAAGUCUGACUCGUUCCGAAGUCCCAAGCCUCAGAAAAGGGCCAAGAUUGAUUCCGAAGGCCUGAAGGAGCUCAGCCUGGAUAGUCCCACCCCCCGGCGCUUGGCAGGCCUCAACGCUGCAGCCUUGCUAAAGCUGACUAGCACUUCUGCUGGCGCUAAGCGACGACUAAAGACCGAUAAUAAGGAGGUGUGUCCGGGUGCACGGGGCAAGCAGCCACACUCCAAAUCACGCAAGCAGCGACACAAACUGCAUUCACACCUGCAGCUGCAGCCAAGGGGGAGCUGCACACUGUGCAAAAGGGAGGCCCUCCAUCCUGAUGUGGAGUGGGAGGGGAUGGCUGUGCAGCGUGGCUUCAACAGAUCAGGCUACCAGUGCCGCACCAUGUUGAGUUACCCAUUAAAGCCCGUCAAGGAAGAGCAGACAGAAACUGAAGUAAACCCUUAUUACUGUUGUGCCCAGGAUGGCAUUAUGGACUACCACAGGCUUGCCCUGUUCUUGGGCCCGCAGGCUUAUGGCGAGCCAGAGGACCACUCGCCUUCUGCAGUGAAGCAGGAGUUCCAUCCUCAGCCACACCGCUUGGCUCACACAGCCUUUGCAACUGAUAGCCAUUCCUAUCCCUGCCUCUCCUGCUUCUAUGUGCACAUCCCCCAUCAAGGAGCUCCCUUGGCUCCCUUAAGCAGCAGCCCUGUACCCUUUGCCCCUGCCACAUUGCCCCCACCCAUCAAGUUGUGUUCCAAUGGGGUCCCGGGCUCCAGGCUGCUGACGUCAACAGUUUCCCACCCCUCAGGAAUCCCACACCCAGCCUUCUGCAACUCGGUUGGGUCCCCCUGCUUUGGUGAGGCAUACAGGGUCAGCAGCUAUGCCUACAGAGCUGUUCCUCCUCUGACCAAUAGGAGAUGCUCCUACCACACAAGUUGCUCAGGCUGCAACCACAAAAUCAAAACGGAGGACUGCUCUUCCCUGGAGGAUCGCAGCCCCUCUAUUCCUGUGUCACCUGCCCUACCCCUCUCGGGCUGCCCUGUUCCCAGUGUGCCUCCUGCUGGCCAGUCAGCGCCGCACCUUUCCACGUUGCUGUCAGACCCCAGCCAGCCACAGGUGCAGCUGCGGGUGGCACGCGAGUGUCCCCAGAGCGCCAAACCCCCCAGUGGGUCCCGCUCUGGUGUGCGAAGCUCUGCCAGCUGUCCACACCUGUCUGACAGUCAGCUGGCCCCUAGCCGCUCCAGUGGCACAGCUAACAAGCAGCAGAAGAUCACGCGCAGGCGGGCCACCAACGGCUGGCUGCCUGUGGGAGUGCCUACUGAGAAGGAGAUCUUCAUUGUUGGGGAGGAUGUGACAGCUCUACGCCGCUGUUAUGAUGGUGUUCAGCGGGACGGAGAGGUUAUCCGGGUUCGAGACACUGUCUUGCUGCGAUCUGGCCCCAGGAAGAAAUCCCUGCCUUAUGUGGCAAAAAUAUCUGCCCUUUGGGAGGAUCCUGAUACAGGAGAAAUGAUGAUGAGCCUGUUCUGGUACUACCGACCUGAGCACACACAGGGAGGUCGGAAUUCCAGCAUGCACUGUGAGAAUGAGAUAUUUGCUUCCCGGCAUCAGGAUGAAAACAGCGUUGCCUGCAUUGAAGACAAGUGCUACGUGCUGACUCUAGCCCAGUACUGUAGAUUUUGUGCCUUGGUGAAGCGCCGUGGGGAGGGUCUCCCAGAAAGUGCCCCCCUGGUGCCACCUUCAACAGAGUACACCAUCCCGGCUCACCGCCGUGUACCCGCCAACAUUGACCCUGACCUGGUGUUCCUCUGCCGCCAUGUCUACGACUUUCGUUACGGACGCAUUUUGAAGAACCUGCAGUAGCACCGCUCAGCCGGUGGGCUGGCAACCGAAGGAAAUUGCACAUUGAGAAAGGAACCCAGGGCAGAAACAAUCAAUUUUUCUUGGACAGAUUGAGCCAGCAAGCAGGUGCCAACCGGG
Messenger RNA from Scleropages formosus (Asian bonytongue), 2883 nucleotides. RefSeq names its product bromo adjacent homology domain containing 1 (gene bahd1). Gene Ontology annotation, molecular function: transcription cis-regulatory region binding; chromatin binding. The coding region runs from base 247 to 2766 and encodes 839 amino acids. Lineage: Eukaryota; Metazoa; Chordata; Actinopteri; Osteoglossiformes; Osteoglossidae. The record is from RefSeq and is a predicted model, not a curated record. The transcript has 7 exons. Gene Ontology annotation, cellular component: chromatin silencing complex. Gene Ontology annotation, biological process: negative regulation of DNA-templated transcription; heterochromatin formation.